CGGUGACCGGAUAUCGCGUGGCUUGCUGCGGCUAGCUUGACCGCUGGUUCUGGGCUCGCUGCAGGGGACACAAUGCCUUUUCACGGUGAGGAGCCUCUUGUGGCCGCGGGUUGUCUGGUCUGAAAGCAGAUGUCGGGGCUUUGUUGGAGGACACAGAUGUCGAACAAACCGCGGAGUUCGUGUCCGAGAUAAUAGCAGAGCAGAGUCCCCGGCGGCCGGACCAUGGGACUGACGGAGCUGCUGCUCGGACUGCUGUGGUUCCGCUCUGCUCUGCUGUGUGCAGCAGGCUGCAGUGAGCGGGUGGAGGUCCAUACAGAGCGGAGGGGUGUGAUCUACAGCCCCUCCUGGCCUUUAAACUACCCCUCUGGAGUCAACUGCAGCUGGCACAUCCAGGGAGGUCAGGGAGAGGUCAUUACCAUCAGUUUCCGUAACUUCGACGUGGCUGAGUCAGGGAGUUGUUUGGGAGACUGGCUCCUGCUGACUCCUGCCUGGAACGGGGAAUCCAGGCUGUGUGGCUCCGUCCUGCCGCCACCCUUCAUCUCCACCAGGGGGCGUGUUUGGCUCUAUUUCCACUCUCAGGCCAACAGCUCGGGGCAAGCACAGGGCUUCCGCCUCUCCUACAUCAGAGGUCACCUCGGUCAGAGCAGCUGUCAGUCAGAUGAAUUCCUGUGUGGGAACGGGAAGUGUCUUCCUCGCUCCUGGAAGUGCAACAGUCAGGAUGAAUGUGGCGACGCCACGGAUGAACGCGGCUGCUCCCCUCCCCCCACCGAUGCCCAGCCUGGCCUCUGUCCCUUCGGCUCCCUCCCCUGCACCGAGGCCCAGUCCACCCGUUGUCUGCCCGCCGCUCUGCGCUGCAACGGAGCCCCUGACUGUCAUGAUGGCACCGACGAGCUGGGCUGUCCAGACACCACGUGUGGCAAACGUCUGGGGAAUUUCUACGGCUCAUUUGCUUCCCCAGAUUUUUUCCGGCCAAACAGGAGCGCCACAGCCGAGCUGAGAUGCUCCUGGUUGCUGGACACCCAGGACCCCAAGCCUAUCGUGCUGCAGCUGGACCUGCGGCUGGGGCCUGGAGACUCGCUGCAUGUGUAUGACGGCCUGCUGCAGCGGGCAGAGCACCUCUUACAGGUGUUGUCCUAUCAUAACAACAGGCGUCCAGCGCUGCUCGAGUCGAGCCGAGGGCAGAUGAGUGUUUUGUACAUGGCCCAGCCUCACAGCCCUGGACACGGCUUCAACGCCACAUACCAGGUCAAAGGUUACUGUUUUCCGGGCGAGCGUCCCUGUGGCAGCGAUCAGGGCUGCUACUCUGAACGCCAACGCUGCGACGGCUACUGGCACUGCCCAUCAGGGCGCGACGAGGAGGCCUGCCCGACGUGCCCUGACGGAGAGUUUCCUUGCGAGGGUGGUACUGGAGUGUGCUACCCAGCAUCUGAGCGCUGCAACAACCAGAAGAGGUGUCCAGAUGGGUCUGACGAGAAGAACUGCUACGACUGCCAGCCUGGAAACUUUCACUGCGGGACUAACUUGUGCAUCUUUGAGACGUGGCGGUGUGACGGCCAGGAGGACUGCUUGGACGGGAGCGAUGAGAGGGACUGCCUGGCAGCAGUGCCCCGGAAGGUGAUCACAGCAGCUCUGAUCGGCAGUCUGGUCUGCAGCCUUCUGCUGGUCAUUGCACUGGGCUGUGCCCUCAAACUCCACUCACUCAGGAACAGAGAGUACAGAGCUUUUGAGACUCAGAUGACUCGCAUUGAGGCCGACUUUGUUCAAAGAGAGGCUCCUCCGUCCUAUGGUCAGUUAAUCGCCCAGGGACUCAUCCCCCCGGUGGAGGAUUUCCCUGUAUACAACCCCACCCAGGCCUCCGUAUUACAGAACCUGCGGUUGGCAAUGCGCAGACAGAUCAGACGUCACUCAACACGACGCACCAACUCCUCCUCCUCUCGGCGCCGCCUCGGCCAUCUGUGGAGUCGCCUGUUCCACAGUGGAGGGCGAGCCAGAGGCCACGCCCCCCUUCUCGACACUCCUGGGCCCACACAGAUCACAUUAGGGCUCCACAGCUACCGAACAGUGGGUGUGCAAGGGCCCCAGGACAGGGCCCGGUCUGGAGCAGGGCUCGGGGAUGAGAUUAAUGCAGUGGCAGGCUCCUGUUGCUCAGCCACCAUGGACCUGCAGCCAUGCACGCCAGAGAGCCCUGCGUCACCUGUGUCCUUUCCCUCAGAGGAGGAGGAGCUGUCGCCUGUCAGUAGGGACAGCAGCAGGGCUCCACAGUCUGAGCCCCACUCUCCUGUUCAGAGUGAUUCCUCAACACAGAGCAGACCGCCUACCACUCCCCAGGAAGCCUCCAUACCCCCAUGCCAGCCACGGGCAUCUAGGAAACUGGUUCUGGAGCUUGCUGUUAACCUAAAGGGAGUUUCCCUGAGACGUUACUCUCCCUUGGGGCCCUUGUCCCCCAUCUCACCCCCUGUUUUACCCAACAGCUCCCUCACGUCUACACCCCACCCUCCCUUCCAGGGGCUCGAGGUGACUUCACCUUCUGAACCCUCAUCUUCUCUAAAAGCAGAGGACAGCGAAUGCCACUUUACUGUGGAAGUGCCAAGCAGGGAAAUAAGAAGCAGGGAUGAGAGGAGGAGGGAGGGCAAGAGCAGACUGUGCAGGUUCAGCAGGACCUUUAGUGAUGAGGGAGGGGAUUCAGGGAGGGAGACAACGCCAUGCUGAAGAGUGUAGGAGGAUAGUUCCUGUUUGCCACAGUCUGUUGAAACCUGCUGUCAGCAAUAUCUGCUCUGCUAAAGUGUCCUUGAAAUGUGUCCCAACAGACCCAGAGGUGAGACCUGUACCUUUGCCCACCACAUUUAGGAGGUACAGUAAAAUAAAAUUAGCGCAUGGCCAUUCAGACCAUUAAAUGCAUAAAAAUUAUUUGUGUGGUCAUUUGCUAAGAUUAAUAAAUCCAGCGCUGGUUGUGCUUAUGGUCUGUGUCAUCCAGUAAAUCUCUCUGUCAAACAGGAGCUUAAUUAGUUGACUCCUACAGUUCAACACAAACAGACAGCCCCUAUAAAACUGUUUGGACAUAAAUUUAUUAUGAGUUUGUUCCAUAGAAUCAAACUCAAUUCUGGCCACCAGUACAAAUACAAUAUUGGCAACACUUUCUUAAAAUGCCAAAGCAGCCUUUGUGUUGUUACCCAGAGCCAUUAUGUACCGCUAUAUACUGUGAACCAAGAAGCCUAUGAAGUGAUCACAUCUGAAUUAACUGAAUGGUCCCCUACUCUGUCAAUUACCACUUUAUUGUUUGAUUUCCAGAAGGUCAUAGUUGGCUGUAGUAAAGCAGAAAGCUGUCAAUAUGUUAUAUUUUCUUUACUGUCAACAGAUCAUAUGAAAGGCCAAAAUCAAAUGUCCCAUUUGUUCCACUUUUUUUAGGAGUAAAUAUUGCUUCUUUUAGGACUCUUUUCUGCAGUCAUUGGUCAAGGUUGAGUCAAAAUUAACUACAGUGUCCAUGUAAGUGGUGAUUUAACAUGUCAGUCAGUGCAACAGUGUGGCCUAUUGAUGUGUUUUUGGACAACAAUAGAGCUCUACAUCAUAGAGGAAGAGGAUAUGUCAUGUUACACAGACAAUACUUGUUGCUAAAAUUAAUAAUUUGUUGGUUUUGGUUGUCUCUAAAAUAUGACCAGACUUACCAUUUAAAUAAAACUUGAAAUUUGAAAAAGAGCCAGAAAAGCUGUUUCCACCUGUUUUCAGUUGUUAUGCUAAGCAAUGCUAAUAGACCCAAGCCAAUGGCCAAUUAAGUCUGUUCCACAAAAAUGUCAAAUUAUUCAUUUAACACUUAAUCAUGCAGCGGUUCAGUCAUGCCACACUCUUGUCAGUAUUUAUUUAACCGAUACUGUUUGUUCCCAGUGCUCUUCCUGUUUCUCUUCACUGACCCCUUUGAGGAACCUGAAGAUGUUAGUUAUGUUUUGGGAGUUGUUGCAAAUACAAUUUUAAAUUCAGCAUUUUUUCGAAAUAAUACAUCAAUGUUUUAAAAAGCCAAACUUGGAUGCUAACUGAGGUAGUGAGUUCAGUAGGUCUAUUGCCUGUAACUCUGCUCAGCCCCUCGUCCGCCUCAAUCAAACCCAAACUGUCCUCUUCAAGAAAAGCCUUUCCUCACUUGAAUGCACUUGACUGUCUCUAUGUCAGUAUGUCUGAUUUCCAUUCAGUGCUGUGAAGAAUUUAUGUGAACGUCCAGGAAGUGUUGGAAAGAGUCUUCACCUCAGAAUAAUGAUUUAUUUUUAGUCCUCCUCAUCCUGGCAGCACUUCUGCAGUGCUGCUGACUGAACACUGCUCCCUGCAGACGUCUGAACUGCUCUUUUUUUCCUUUGGAAAUUCAUAUCUGCGUUGAGGGAUUUUCUAUGACAGGAUGUUAAAACAAAGACCUCUAUUUUUCCGUCUUUAAUGGAGACCUGUACUACUUUAUAGUUCUCUCUCUGCCUUGAUGAACAUUGACUUUGACUGUACCUGCUUGCCUAUCUGAUGUUUUUAUAAAGCUUUUCUCUCGAAGAUACAGCACUGGUGACCCUUUACUAAUCACUUUUGGACUUCUAAAGAAUGUAUCGCUUUCACUUAGUGUGAAAUCAGUGGAUUUCUGCCUCUUUUACUGCAGGAUAUUGAUACUUAACAGUAGAGUCAGGUUACCAAUGUAGGGAGGGAGUAAAUGAGAAAUGCCCAGAAGCCAAAUGCUGGUUGAUUUUAUCAUCUGUUUUUUCUUGCCGUUAUUCUUUUAAGUGAUCUGAAUGUGCCAUGCUACCCUCAUGUGCUUGCUUCUUAUAGAAGUUUUGUCAUGAAUGGCUGCUACAUGCUAUGUGCCAUUAGAGAUGUGUCCCCCUCACAGCUGAUUCCUGUCUAAUGAUCUGUUCACAUUUCCCCACCUUUCCUUUACACACAGAGAAGAAAAAAAAUCAGUUUUCUUAAUAUUUUUCAUAUAGUGUUGUAGUGUGUGUGUGUGUGUGUGCGUGUGUGUUUUAAACUGGCUUACUACUACCUGUUAAAAGCCUGUUGUCCUCAUUUGCAGAAUGUAAGUCCUUACUUGCGUUGUCCAGUGCACUGUGUGCGCUCACUCUUGUAAAUAUCACAGAAGGUGUCAUGGAUCAGGGUUGAGGUUUACAUGUUUGAAGAGAUUAGAAGAGAUUGUCUGUGUGUCUGGAUGAUGUGACGUGAUUGGUACAACUGACUGCAGUGCACUACUUAGUCAGGAAUCUCUGGGAUUAUUAUGGCAGGAGAGUUGAGGAAGACCAUUUGCUUUUCAGCAACCUUAAUGCAGUGUAUUUAUUAGUUUGUGUGAAUGAAAAUCUGUGAAAGUCUUGGUGACAGUCAUUGUGUUCAUAAUUUUUAAAGUGCAGCCCACAAAUGAAAAUGAUGUGGUAACAUACUGCAUUUUUCAUUCUUAGUGUGUAGUUGUGUCACAUUGGGUGCUACAUGAUUAUGGUGAUGGUUUAAUAUCGGUUAGCCAGGAUCAGUGUUUUCUGUGCUGUUCCCUGGGUGUUGUAAUAAACUGCUGGUAAGAGCCAAGUCAUAAUCUUCUAAACUGUUGUGUCUGUUUUUGCAUUGCUUUUAUUUGCGCUGAUGUACAUAGUCAAACCUUUGCAAUUUGCUACAGCCACAGAGUAAUAAUAGCACACAGGUAAAUACACUGAAUUAAGCUGAUUGAAAAUGAAAAUACUGAACCAGGUUGUCUGAACAUGGCAUCCCCUCUCCUCACUGUUUGAUUUUUAAGCUUCUUCCCCGUUAAAGGCUGAAAUCAUUAUAAGCUGUUUGUAUAAAAGCAUUUCUCUCAUUUUGAGAAGUAUAUUUCUAUAUUUUGAGCUGAACGAGGUCACCCUGACAUUGUGGGGUUUGCUGAUCAAAACUCUGUACAGACUUCUGCCUUUCAUUCAUUGUUUACCUGUGCCUGCAAUUAAUAAACUUCAAGCUCUUUAUCA
Messenger RNA from Acanthopagrus latus (yellowfin seabream), 5936 nucleotides. RefSeq names its product low density lipoprotein receptor-related protein 3 (gene lrp3). Gene Ontology annotation, cellular component: plasma membrane. The transcript has 7 exons. The record is from RefSeq and is a predicted model, not a curated record. Gene Ontology annotation, molecular function: protein binding. The coding region runs from base 223 to 2709 and encodes 828 amino acids. Lineage: Eukaryota; Metazoa; Chordata; Actinopteri; Spariformes; Sparidae.